Molecule: messenger RNA, 2800 nt
Organism: Crotalus tigris (Tiger rattlesnake)
Lineage: Eukaryota; Metazoa; Chordata; Lepidosauria; Squamata; Viperidae
Gene: RCBTB1
Product: RCC1 and BTB domain containing protein 1
Exons: 13
Coding region: 553-2184 (543 amino acids)
Molecular function (GO): protein binding
Source: RefSeq, a predicted model, not a curated record
GCCCAGAUUAACUGGUCGUAAUGACGACCUACUUUGCCUUUUAAAAAAGAAUCAGGAAAACUAAGGAAAGCACGAAACUAGCUUCUUCUACUUCGUCUUUCUCGCUAUAGGGAAUCAGAAGAGCGGAUGCAGAAAGACGCGCAAGAAGAAAAGACGGCAGCCUCAUAAAUCUCACGCGUUGCCCGCGGCGCAUGCGCUCGUGGUGGGUCAGUGCCUUUGCUUCUCCGCUUCCUGCUAGCUCCGGGGCAGCUGGGCAAAGCCAGCGUGUGCAAAAACUGCAACAGGUGAGGUGAGGCGUGAGGGGCGGCCGGGCGGGGCUCCGUUUCCUCGUUUAAAAGGGUGCACCGAAAGAGCCCCCGCCUUCUUCUUCCCUCCACGUCUCGCGAAGCUGUCCCCUGCUUUUGGGCCGCCCUGCGCUAAGCUGGUUCCGACGAUUUCCUUUUCUGCAAGCAGCCGGGGAGGGGUCUCUUGAGAAGGACUGGCAGCCCUCCUCCCGUUUCUCUUCGGCGACUUCCUACAGAAGGAAAAGUGAAUACCAUGAAACCAUUUUAAAUGACAGAUAAAAUAACACAUUCCUCCAGCAAAAUUAUGAUGGAGGUCGGGAAGUGGCCUAUAUUUACAUUGCUUUCACCUCAAGAAAUUGCAACUAUUCGAAAAGCAUGUGUAUUUGGAACAUCUGCCAAUGAAGCUAUAUAUAUUACCCACAGUGAUGAAGUUUUUGUAUUUGGACUAAACUGCAGUAAUUGUCUGGGAACUGGAGAUAAUCAGAGUACUAUUGUACCAAAAAAACUUGAAAGUUUAUGUGGAAAGAGGAUCUGCAGUCUUAGCUAUGGAAGUGGGCCUCAUGUAAUCCUUAAUACAGAAGAUGGUGAAGUUUAUGCCUGGGGACAUAAUGGAUAUAGUCAGCUUGGGAAUGGGACAACCAACCAGGGUGUGACGCCUAUUCAGAUUUCUACUAAUUUGCUCAUUAAGAAAGUAACCGAAGUAGCUUGUGGUUCCCACCAUUCUCUUGCAUUAUCCUCUGAUGGAGAUGUAUAUGCCUGGGGCUAUAACAACUGUGGACAAGUUGGGUCAGGAUCAACUGCAAAUCAGCCAACUCCUCGCAGAGUCUCCAAUUGCUUACAGGCUAAGGUAGCAGUCAGCAUUGCCUGCGGUCAAACUUCUUCUGUUGUGGUCAUAGAUAAUGGGGAGGUUUAUGGCUGGGGCUACAAUGGCAAUGGACAACUGGGUCUGGGAAAUAACGGCAAUCAGUUAACUCCAUGCCGAGUGGCAGCUCUUCAAGGGGUUUGUGUAAUGCAGAUUGUCUGUGGCUAUGCACACACGCUAGCACUAACAGAUGAGGGUUUACUGUAUGCCUGGGGAGCAAACACUUACGGGCAGUUGGGGACUGGCAACAAAAGCAACCAUCUCAGCCCAGUGCAAAUCAUGAUGGAAAAGGAGAGGGUCGUCGAGAUUGCUGCUUGCCAUUCUACUCACACAUCUGCUGCCAAGACACAGAGUGGCUUAGUGUACAUGUGGGGCCAGUGUCGGGGUCAGUCGGUGGUCCUGCCCCAUGUUACCCACUUUUCCUGCACAGAUGAUGUGUUUGCUUGCUUUUCCACUCCUGCUGUGAUGUGGCGUCUCCUCUCCGUUGAACAUGAGGAAUUUUUAACAGUGACAGAGUCUCUGAAGAGAGAAUUUGAUAGCCCUGAAACAUCAGAUCUAAAGUUUAGAGUGGAUGGAAAAUUCAUUUAUGUACAUAAAGCCGUUUUAAAAAUCAGAUGUGAGCACUUCCGUACUAUGUUCCAGUCCUAUUGGAAUGAAGACGAGAAGGAAGUGAUAGAUGUAGAUCAGUUUUCCUAUCCAGUGUAUCGUGCUUUUCUUGAGUACUUAUACACCGACAAUGUUGACUUGCCACCUGAAGAUGCUAUAGGGCUUCUGGAUUUAGCUACAUCAUACUGUGAAAACCGACUGAAAAAACUGUGUCAGCAUCUCAUCAAAAGAGGAAUCACAGUGGAGAAUGCUUUCUCGCUGCUCUCUGCAGCAGUGCGCUAUGAUGCAGAGGAUUUAGAAGAAUUCUGCUUUAAGUUUUGUAUCAAUCACUUGACUGAAGUCACCCAGACAGCUGCCUUCUGGCAAAUGGAUGGUUCUCUGCUAAAGGAAUUCAUUGCUAAAGCCAGUAAAUAUGGAGCCUUUAAGAACUGAGAGCACUCUGAUAGCAACCGGAAGCAAAAUAUCUUGUAUGGAAUAAAGGGAAUUUUGAGAAAGGAAUCAUCCUCUCUGUAUAUAUGAGAAUGAAAUUUGCACCGUCAUUUGAGAAGAAUUUGUGAAAAAUGCUUCAUUCCUCUAUACGUCUUUCUGGGAAUGAGUCUCACUGAAUUCAGUGGGAUAUAAUAAAUUUACACUGUAAGUACAUUGAGUUAUACAAUAACUUGAAAUGUUGAAGAACCAAUUUAUUUUUCCUAAACAAAUUGGAAUUGUUUUUGUAUUUCCUUUGUAGUGUAUUAUGUUUGGAAAAGAAUUAAAUAGUUUUGUUUUGUGAACUUAAAUAAUUCUAAGUAAUUGACUGUUGGAAAGCUGUUUUGCAUUGCAAUUAUGUAUCAACUAUAUAAUAAAAUGGGUGCCUGCCUAUUGUAACCUCUAAACUAUUAAAAUUGUGCACAAAAUCAUCUUUAUAUGAAGACUGUGGUAUUCUGGAUGGACUCCUUUUUUCACCAAAAACGUUGGAAUGAAGUUAGGAAGUUAAUUUUUUGUGCAGCAAUUCCAAAAUGUGAAUAAAUGAGAAAAGGUAUUAAUAAAGUCUUUCGGAGUAUUUGCUAUA